AUGGCGGUAGCAUCGAGCGAUGGAGAGUACGAAGACGACCCGGAAAGCUAUCACUCUGGCGACUCGGAGGAAUACCAAAUGGACCAUCGUCCAUGGCUCGAGAGGACCGCCGUCAAGCGCGACAUUCAAGACCUCUAUACCGUUAAAGGUCUAUACAACCCCUCUCUUGGGCUCUACCGCUAUCGUGUCGUGGACCGCCUAGGUGAAGGCACCUUCUCGUCCGUCUACCUCGCCUACGACAGCCUGCACAAUCUGCACAACAACGUAUACUGGUUGCCCGAGGAAACCAAAAGUCCCGUGGGCAAUCUUUGCGUGGAGACGGGGCACCAAGUCGCACUCAAGAAGAUUCUCGUGACGAGCUCGCCAGAACGUGUGGAGAACGAGCUGUCGAUCUUGGAGAACUUGCGUGGAUGCCGAAAUGUCUCGCCGCUGGUAACGGCGUUUCGAGAUGACGACCAGGUUAUCAUCGUCCUUCCCUUCCACGCCUGUGACGACUUCCGCUACUUCUACCGCCUCAUGGACCCACCAAAGAUUCGCGCAUACAUGACGUGCUUACUGCGCGCGCUCAAAGAUAUCCAUGCGCGAGGGAUCAUUCACCGCGACGUGAAGCCGGCAAACUUUCUGUUCGACUAUGAAAGCGGCCACGGGGUGCUCGUCGACUUUGGUCUCGCGGAGCGAUAUCAAUCUCCAAGAGAAGCGACGUGUCAGCACGAGCCAGCAACACGUUCACACCUCCACGGCCAACGGUGCCGGACGGACGACACGCUGACUGUCGAGCAGGCUGUGUACGACGCGCGCAAGCGCUCCAGAGCGGGCGAGGGCAAGGUCGGGUUCCGGCAAGAGGAUGCUAGGCCGGCGGUUAAAACGAAUCGAGCCGGUACCCGUGGGUUCCGUGCCCCGGAGGUCUUGUUCAAAUGCCCAGACCAAACCGUCGCGAUCGACGUGUGGUCGGCCGGCGUCAUUCUCCUCUCCAUUCUCUCCCACAAGUUCCCCGUGUUCAACUCGAGCGACGAUGUCGAGGCGCUCAUGGAAAUCGCGGCGCUGUUCGGGCGCAACUCGAUGCAGCGCUGCGCUAUGCUACACAAUCGCACGUUCAUAUCCAACGUCCCGACGCUGGACGAGCCGCCAGAAUCGCUUGCGUCCCUCAUUCUUCGUCUCAAUCCACACCUGUACACGCCACACCAACCUGAUCCGACUCCGGAGGAGGCGUUGGAGCACAUACUCGCGGUUGACUGCGCGCUCGACCUCUGCGCUAAGCUGCUGCAUGUGGACAGCACACGGCGCAUUACAGCCGCGCAGGCGCUCCGGCACCGCUUUCUCGGUAAUGCGGAGGACGAUGGGCCGGACGAGCAACUGGACCCGACAGAGGGCAAAUGCGGCUUGCUCCACCGAUGGGUUGAUGGCCAACGUGGGUGA
Cutaneotrichosporon oleaginosum is the source of this 1416-nucleotide messenger RNA. RefSeq lists its product as uncharacterized. Gene Ontology annotation, molecular function: ATP binding; protein serine/threonine kinase activity. The record is from RefSeq and is a predicted model, not a curated record. Lineage: Eukaryota; Fungi; Basidiomycota; Tremellomycetes; Trichosporonales; Trichosporonaceae. Gene Ontology annotation, cellular component: nucleus. Gene Ontology annotation, biological process: protein phosphorylation; mitotic DNA damage checkpoint signaling.